Molecule: messenger RNA, 2159 nt
Organism: Cyprinodon variegatus (sheepshead minnow)
Lineage: Eukaryota; Metazoa; Chordata; Actinopteri; Cyprinodontiformes; Cyprinodontidae
Gene: rabl2
Product: RAB, member of RAS oncogene family-like 2B
Exons: 8
Coding region: 452-1111 (219 amino acids)
Cellular component (GO): endosome; Golgi apparatus
Molecular function (GO): GTPase activity; GTP binding
Source: RefSeq, a predicted model, not a curated record
AGGGGUCCUUUAGGUGUCCCUGUUGCAUAGAAACGCAUCGUCUGGGACGGUAACCUAACAAUUCUCCCUCAGUGAGAAACUAGAUUAGAAACCAUUUUUUUAGUAAACAAAACUCGUUCAAACAGUGCAGUCAUUGUUAGUUUUUUAAGUCAGGUUUUGGUUGGGUUUUUACAUCCUAAAUCGUCAUGACAAGUGAAACGUAAUGAUCGAAGUCAAACCUUAGCUUGAAACCAGUAACAACAGCACGCGCGCUAGUCAGUCCGUGUUGUUCUAAUAUGGUAAAAUAGAAAGCGCUGAAGCGGAUAAAUAAGCGCUAAUGAAGCUGACUGACACGAUGGUAAGGGCUGCUAGCAUUUAGCAGGCUAACUAGCGGCUUUACAUCAACACUGACUUUGGGGUUACACCUGGUCGUCAUCUUUGAUACGAGAAAUUACCAAGGAAGCGGUAGGAAAUGGCUGGCAGCAUAUCUGAAGUGGACCAAAAUAAAUACGAUACAGACGAACAAGUGAAGAUCAUCUGCCUUGGAGACAGCGCUGUUGGUAAAUCAAAGCUGAUGGAGCGGUUUCUCAUGGAUGAGUUUCGUCCACAGCAGAUGUCCACAUAUGCUUUGACUCUGUACAAGCACACGGCGUCAGUAGGAAACAAGACAGUCACAGUUGAUUUCUGGGACACUGCUGGUCAGGAGAGGUUUCAGAGUAUGCAUCCUUCAUACUAUCACAAAGCUCAUGCCUGCAUCAUGGUCUUUGAUGUUCAAAGGAAGAUCACAUAUAAGAAUUUAGCCAACUGGUAUAAAGAGCUGAGAGAGUACAGACCUGAGAUUCCCUGUUGUGUGGUAGCCAACAAAAUUGAUGCCGACUUGAAGGUCACACAGAGAAGUUUUAGCUUUGCAAAGAAACAAGGCCUUCCAUUUUACUUUGUCUCGGCAGCGGAUGGGACCAAUGUCGUUAAGAUGUUCAGGGAGAUGAUCAAGAGAGCCGUGGACUACAAACAAAACCCCAGUGACUUCAUGGAUGAAGUGUUGGAAGAAUUGGAGAACUUUGACCUGGACACAAAGGAAAACUCAGAAGCUGAUGAGAAUGGGUUGAAAGCAGAGAGUCCAGAUUUGGCUUGAAAUAUUUAUAUUUUUUUAUAUUUUCUACCCAUCUGAAUAGUCAUUUUAUCAAAUAGAUAUUUGGAGUUUAAAAAAAAAAAAAUAAUUGUGUUCAUUUUUCCAUCACUGCACUGUCAACUGGCACAUUUAUUUUUAUUAUUGAAUACCUUUUAACCAACUGGAAGGUCUCCUGAAAUGUUCACGUGAUCAGUUUUAUCACAACCCUCCAUCUAUCUGGUGUAAAGAGCUGGGAAUUUAACCCCCCCGAAAAGAAAAAAAAAAAAGUUUUAAAACCAUUAUUGGGAUAAUAGAAUAAUUUCCUAAGUGUGUCAAAAACUGUACUUGAUGUAAUAACAAUGUGAAGCAUGAAAACUGACACAGCAAAGAUAAUGUGCGAUUACAAGUGUAUUUCCUGCAGUUCUCAGUGUCUGUGUGUAGAGCUGUGUGGAGCGCCAGCAGGCUGCUGCAUCUGUCGGAUGAUUUACUUGCAUUUAUUUUAUAGUGUCAAGUUUCUUCUCUAGCGCCUGGUAAAUGAAAGCCUAAUGUACCCUAUAACCAACUGUGAUCAUGACCCUUUGCAUCUUGCUGUGAUGCAGUAUAAUCAACUGAGAACAUCAGCGUUUUAUAAGAAACAGCUGCUACUCAUACAGGAGUCUAUAACUGUGAAGCUAAGCAUUGUUAAUAAGCAUAAUGUUUAACAUUUGUUCUGAAAUCUCAGAUUAUUUAUGAAAUGUUAGAAUAGUUUUAAGCAAACAACAGUUUGGACAGCCUGUAACCAUUUUAAAUACCCUUUGGUGCAUAAGUUGAUAAAAUAAUGUAAUUUUGUUGGUACAUCUUGUGUUGAAAUUUGUGGUUUAUUACAAAUAAUGUUAAAAAUGAUCCCAGGUUGCAUCUUUCAAUUUAUUUUAUUCAUUGGGUACCCUGAGAUUAUAUUGGCAUGCUUAUAAUUCUUUUCAUAUAUUGAAUCAAACGGUCGCUCUGUUACUCUUCCAUGAAGUAAAAGGUUACAAAAUCAGCCCCAAAGCAUGACAGAGCCAAGUCUGUGUUUAACAGAGGGAGAAGAUGCUUU